CUGACGUUGUUCUUCGAGUUUCUGCUGAAUCAUCAUCUCUUCCUCCUUCAUUUUUCUUAACAUUUCAAGUUCUUCCAGGGCUGCCUCCCGUUCUUUUUCCAGCUCAAUCCUCUCCAACAUUCUCUUUUUUUCUUCAUCUAAGAUUCUCUUGUAAUUAUAAAUCCAAUGUGCCAGGUACUCUAUUGGGUCUGCUGGCCGAUGCUCUACAACCUCUGCCAGUCCCUUUUUCAGGCAACUUCCCAGGCAUCUCUUCAGAUAUUGAGACUCCAUUCAGAUCUACUCGCCCUGCAGACCGGCCCUGGCUGCCAGUCGUCUGCCCACGGCCUCUGCCCGCUGGCCCCGGCCGCCACCCUCAGACCCCAACGGCCCGAACGGUCGCAACGGCCCGGUCGCAGCGCGUGCUGCCGCGUCGCUAAGCAACGCCGCUCGCCACGUAGCCGGCGGGAGGCCGGCGAUUGGAGGAGGGGCCCGGCGGCGAUGGCGGAGGGCGGCAAGAUGGCGGCGGGCAGCGGCAAGAUGGCGGCGGAGGCUCGCGUGGGGCAGGUGGUGCUGCCGGGCGACGUGCUGCUGCUGCCCGCCCGCCCCGACCACGACGCCGAGCAGCUGCCGCUGGACUCCGGGGCGGCCCCGCGGGGCCGGCUGCUGUGCGGGCCCGGCCUGCGGCGCUGCGCGGCCGGGCUGCUGGUGACCAAGUGCGGGCUCUUGCGGCACCGCCAGCCGGGCGGCGGCGGCGGGGCGACGGCGGGAGGCGCCUACUGGGUGGACUCGCAGCAGAAGCGGUACGUGCCGGUGAAGGGCGACCAGGUAAUCGGCAUCGUGACCGCCAGGGCGGGGGACGUCUUCAGGCUGGACGUCGGUGGGAGCGAGCAGGCCUCGCUGUCCUACCUGGCCUUCGAGGGAGCGACCAAAAGGAACCGGCCCAACGUGCAGGUGGGAGACCUUAUUUAUGGUCAGUUCCUUGUAGCAAAUAAAGACAUGGAACCAGAGAUGGUCUGUAUAGACAGUAGUGGAAGAGCAAGUGGCAUGGGAGUAAUUGGAGAAGAUGGAUUCCUCUUUAAAGUUUCCUUAGGUCUGAUAAGAAAGCUCUUGGCUCCCAAAUGUGAAAUAAUUCAGGAGUUGUCACAGUUGUACCCAUUUGAGCUGGUGCUGGGAAUGAAUGGAAGAAUAUGGGUAAAAGCAAAAACAGUUCAACAGACUUUAAUUAUAGUAAAUAUUUUAGAAGCCUGUGAGUAUAUGACUUCAGAGCAGAGAAAACAAGCGCUUGCCAAACUAUCAGGAAAUUAAGUAGACAACAACUUGAGGAUUUGAGAUAACUACAGGGUGUUUUGGUUAUUUUUGUAUACAAAAUAUUUAUAUUAAAAGUGAUAUUCCAAAUGAA
Molecule: messenger RNA, 1378 nt
Organism: Cygnus olor (mute swan)
Lineage: Eukaryota; Metazoa; Chordata; Aves; Anseriformes; Anatidae
Gene: EXOSC3
Product: exosome component 3
Exons: 6
Coding region: 166-1284 (372 amino acids)
Biological process (GO): TRAMP-dependent tRNA surveillance pathway; nuclear polyadenylation-dependent rRNA catabolic process; exonucleolytic trimming to generate mature 3'-end of 5.8S rRNA from tricistronic rRNA transcript (SSU-rRNA, 5.8S rRNA, LSU-rRNA)
Cellular component (GO): cytoplasmic exosome (RNase complex); nuclear exosome (RNase complex)
Molecular function (GO): RNA binding
Source: RefSeq, a predicted model, not a curated record